Homo sapiens (human) is the source of this 4795-nucleotide messenger RNA. RefSeq names its product isoprenylcysteine carboxyl methyltransferase (gene ICMT). Gene Ontology annotation, cellular component: endoplasmic reticulum; endoplasmic reticulum membrane; membrane. The record is from RefSeq and is marked reviewed. The transcript has 5 exons. Gene Ontology annotation, biological process: cellular response to alkaline pH. Gene Ontology annotation, molecular function: protein C-terminal S-isoprenylcysteine carboxyl O-methyltransferase activity. Lineage: Eukaryota; Metazoa; Chordata; Mammalia; Primates; Hominidae. The coding region runs from base 54 to 908 and encodes 284 amino acids.
GUUUCUCCGGGCUACAGCCGGCGCCGCCGCCCGCUAGUCCGCCGCCCGGCGCCAUGGCGGGCUGCGCGGCGCGGGCUCCGCCGGGCUCUGAGGCGCGUCUCAGCCUCGCCACCUUCCUGCUGGGCGCCUCGGUGCUCGCGCUGCCGCUGCUCACGCGCGCCGGCCUGCAGGGCCGCACCGGGCUGGCGCUCUACGUGGCCGGGCUCAACGCGCUGCUGCUGCUGCUCUAUCGGCCGCCUCGCUACCAGAUAGCCAUCCGAGCUUGUUUCCUGGGGUUUGUGUUCGGCUGCGGCACGCUGCUAAGUUUUAGCCAGUCUUCUUGGAGUCACUUUGGCUGGUACAUGUGCUCCCUGUCAUUGUUCCACUAUUCUGAAUACUUGGUGACAGCAGUCAAUAAUCCCAAAAGUCUGUCCUUGGAUUCCUUUCUCCUGAAUCACAGCCUGGAGUAUACAGUAGCUGCUCUUUCUUCUUGGUUAGAGUUCACACUUGAAAAUAUCUUUUGGCCAGAACUGAAGCAGAUUACCUGGCUCAGUGUCACAGGGCUGCUGAUGGUGGUCUUCGGAGAAUGUCUGAGGAAGGCGGCCAUGUUUACAGCUGGCUCCAAUUUCAACCACGUGGUACAGAAUGAAAAAUCAGAUACACAUACUCUGGUGACCAGUGGAGUGUACGCUUGGUUUCGGCAUCCUUCUUACGUCGGGUGGUUUUACUGGAGUAUUGGAACUCAGGUGAUGCUGUGUAACCCCAUCUGCGGCGUCAGCUAUGCCCUGACAGUGUGGCGAUUCUUCCGCGAUCGAACAGAAGAAGAAGAAAUCUCACUAAUUCACUUUUUUGGAGAGGAGUACCUGGAGUAUAAGAAGAGGGUGCCCACGGGCCUGCCUUUCAUAAAGGGGGUCAAGGUGGACCUGUGACGGGCAGUGGCCCCGGUGACCUUGGGGCCUCCGACCCUGUGCAGCCUGGGACAAAACUGUUUCCGGUUGGCCGCUGCCACAUGGAUUUUCUUAAUCGUUUUAUGUCAUUAGUCACUCUUCUGGAAUGUCACUCAAGACCAAGCGGUCAGAAGGCCUGAGGACCCAAGGCCCCACUGGAGCAGUCUGUCCUUAUGCCGAAUCAAGGCGGAACAUGGGUGAAAGACGAGUAAGGGGCAAAUCACAGCAAUAUUCCACAGCGCCCUCCAGAGUUACCUGGGGAGGACCGAGGCCACACGCCACUGCCCCCGAGGCCAGAGUGUAAGUAAAGGAUAACCAGGACUCGCUGGGAGAGAUGGACUCUGUCCUCAGCAACACUCCACAGCAGAAAGGGGUAGCAGGUACCCCUUCUUAUCAGCGGUAAAAAUGCAUUUACAACCUUUCAUUUAACCGAAAAACACAGACCGCUUUAACCUCUUUAUUUCUGUCCCCCACUGCAUGAACAUCUAUACAAUUUUAAAAAUACUUCCUCAUAGGAUGCUUUGGCCCUUCAUCUAUUUAAUCAUAGCUACAUACCUAUUUUUUAUAAGUAGCAGUACACAUUCAAAGGGGUAUUCCUAGCUCAAUGCUUGGUGUUCUAGUUCAACUUUUAUCCUGCAGCAAGUAAGCCUAGAUAACUCUACACGAUUUGGCUGAGUGGCUUUGUGUGACCGUGGCCCCAGGCCAAGGGGAUCAUGGCCCUGGCUGGCUUUCCCGGGGGUCUCAGCUCCUGUUGUCAGUGAUAGGCGGCUCAAAGGAGCAUCAGUUUCUUUUGAUCCAAGAAGUGCUUACUGAAUGCCUGCCCUGUGCGUGGCCUUAAACAUUGAGAAGUGCUGCUCUCCGUUUAUUUGGGAUUUGAUUCUCAUUUUACCAUAGCUUAUAUUCUCAAUUUCAAUGCCAGUCUCAGAACUCUUGUUUUCUGUGUUCUGUUCUCAAAAUUACAUUGUCCCUCAUGUCAUUUCAAACUGUUUUCCAAAGGGAUUUGAGCAUAUACAACUACAAAUCCAAGCAGAUUGACUCUCAAAAAUAAUCUUAAAUACUGCAAAUAGUCCCAACUAAGAUUCAGUCAGUAUGUUUGUUUUGCAAGUUUGGGAGAGUAAGUUGGCUUUGAGUCACACAUCGAAGCUUUAAGAGGUGAGACGCUGGCUUCAUUCUGGACUAGACAGGAACUUGGCCUCAGCGUGAGAUCCUGCCAUGCAGUGUUGCGGUGGCACUGAAGAAGUGUGAAUGUGAAGGCGGCGUCGGCGCGGGGCCAGAGCACCACUCUGCUGCCCCACCACGCGGCCUGUGAGGAGCCACUAAACCUUUCCGUGCCUAGACCUCCCCAUCUGUGGAAUGGGGUCAAUACCACCUACCUCACAGGGGUGUUGUGAGGACUGAGAAGAACAAUGUCAAAUGUUUUUAAUACUCAGAUGUGGGAGCGACAUCAAUGAAAUCUGUACUGUAUGAAAGCUACACAAAAAUGGGCAGACAUUUGGUUAAUUGUGCCAGAUACCUAAAAUGUAUGUUCAGAAAAGCAUUUUAUCAACUCAGAAAUAUGACUUAUUUCUAGAUUUCAUGGCUUAAUGAAUUUUUUCAUUGUUAUAUAUACCAAAGAGGCUUACGGGUUCAUUGAUUGGUUUGAAAACCAGACAGACGGCCGGGCGCGGUGGCUCACGCCUGUAAUCCCAGCAAUUUGGGAGGCCAAGGCGGGUGGAUCAUGAGGUCAGGCGUUCGAGACCAGCCUGGCCAACAUGAUAAAACCCCGUCUCUACUAAAAAUACAAAAAAAUAGCUGGGCGUGCUGGCGGGUGCCUGUAAUCCCAGCUACUCAGGAGGCUGAGACAGGAGAAUCCUUUGAACCCAGGAGGCGGAGGUUGCAGUGAGUUGAGAUCGGGCCUUUGCACUUCAGUCUGGGCAACAGGGCGAGACUCCAUCUCAAAAAACAACAACAACAACAAAAAAAACCGGACGGACUUGCCCAUCGGCCCUCACGACACGCGUGCAGUGGGACUCUAGCCAAGGCGGUGGCCGAGCCAUCAUUACAAUUUUUCUGGAGUAAAGGAUCCACGGUGGGACAUCAACUGGCACUUACUCUGUUUAGGAACUUGAGUUGAAUCAUUUCUAAACUUGUCCUUUAGACCACGCCUAGGGCAGCAAAUUCCACUUCCUAGAACUGCAAACCGGGAGAGGAUGUAGUUAGAUUCUGGCAUCCUGCCCCGGCUCUUUGAGGGAAAAGUUCUUUCCCCUGCUCUAAGUAGGGCGGGCCCAGCCUCCAUUCCCAUUGGGAGCCAUGAAGUUGUCUUGUUGAUAGGUCUAGGGCAGCUGUUGGCAGCUGCUGGCCUUGUGGAUGGUAAGCUGACUGUGUUGGCAUUUAAUGCCAUCCUCCAUCUGCCAGAGGCCCAGGAAGCCCACCUUCACACCAGGCCCACCAGCUGGAAGGAGCCCAGGAGGCAGGUCUUAGGGUUUCAUGGUGAAAUGCUGUCUGACACCAGGGAAAACUUGACGUACUCUGCUUUGGAGAGGAAUUCCAGGGGUAGGGAUGGUGGGAGAACAUUCCCACCCUGUUUAUAAUCCCAGAGCAGAAGUCAGCAAUUACUUAGGGAUAAAAGAUGAACUCCAUUUUUUUUAUUUUCUUAAGACAGUCUUGCUCUGUGGCCCAGGCUGGAGGCUGGAGUGCAGUGGCACCAUUUCGGCUCACCGCAACCUCUGCCUCCCGGGUUCAAGCGAUUCUCCUGCCUCAGCCUCCUGAGUAGCUGGGAUUACAGGCUUGGGCCACCAUGCCCAGCUAAUUUUUUUGUAUUUUUAGUAGAGACGGGGUUUCACCAUGAUGGCCAGGCUGGUCUCGAACUCCUGACCUCAAGUGAUCCACGCGCCUCGGCCUCCCAAAGUGCUGGGAUUACAGGCGUGAGCCACCACGCCCAGCCAAGAUGAACUCCUUAAGGACAGGAUUUGGUAAGUGAUUGACUUCUUUUUAGUUCCAUGAUCUUGAGAUUAUUUUUAGCUUUAUAAAUUUAGCAGUGGCAGGGCCCGUGGAGAAUCAGGUUAAUGAGGUAAAGGCUUUCUGGGUAUUUGCUGCCAAGGCCACAUCACCAAUUUUCUCGAUUUAAAAAACUGUCAAGAGAUUUAUUUUUCCAUUGCAGGUUUUAAAGUGGAGAUUCUGAAGUGGAAAAUAGGUACUGUCAGAACAAAGCUACCUGGAAACAGCAUAGAGUGAAGCCUUUCGUGAGGGCUUGCAGGCCGCUGCUGAGUGGCAGUUUACAGAAGAGGUCGCGGGGUGAGCCUCUUAGCAGGACAGAAAACAAGGCAGCAGCGCACCUGCCACCCCUUCACGAGCUGCUCCUUGAGCCUAAAAAGUAGGCUUUAUUCAUCCCUUCUGUUCAUUUACCAACCUGGGGGAUUGAUACGACCGGGGAAAAUGUUCCUAAACCAGGAAGCUGCGUUAGCCGAUCAGGCUUUGUAAGAUCUCGCCAACAGCUAGCUGCUUAGGAGUACCCCCACGAUACGCACAGCACACCACUGUCCCUUCACUGCACUUUCUUCCUGCCUUAGGUAGUUGGGCUUGCCCACCCUAGUUUGCUUUUGUAGUGGUUUGGCAAGGUUAGAAGGCCUCGGCCUCUCUGUCAUGCUGGGAAGUGCCUACUCUCUGGGCCACUGCUGCAGAGGCCGUGGCACUUGUCAUGGGUUUGGAAGACCCAGCCAUCUGCAGCAGAGGCAGCCUAUCCCAUUGCAAGGAGAGGAACUGAACGGAGUAAUUAUUCUACUCUUCUUUUUACAUAAAUGUUUAUUUAAAUAUUCUAAAUUGGAUUUUCUUUCACAGAUACUGAUUAUUCUUUCCAGUUCUUAAAUAAAACUGCACUUGAUUUCACUCAA